This is a messenger RNA of Cyclocybe aegerita, 516 nucleotides long. NCBI's taxonomy places the organism in Eukaryota, Fungi, Basidiomycota, Agaricomycetes, Agaricales, Hemipholiotaceae. The record is from the annotation of a GenBank genome assembly.
AUGGCUCUCAACAAUUUCUUCUGCGUAUACAUCCUCGCACUCUUGUCUAUAGCCAUCGCGAGCCCUCUCUUGGAGGAGCGUGAUGCAUGGAGCGACUCCGUCCUCGCGAGCCAUAACGCUGCUCGGGUUAAAUAUGGCGCGAAUCCGUUGACCUGGGACUCUGCUCUCUACACGUCUACACUUCAGUGGGCUCAAGGCUGCAAGUUCACGCACAGCUCUGGCCAAUACGGCGAGAACCUCUAUGCUAGUACUGGCACCAAUAUUGGCGUUGAACCAGCAGUGAACUCCUGGAUGUCGGAAGCAUCGAAGUACAACUACAACAACCCAGGCUUCUCGUCUACGACAGGACACUUCACACAGGUCGUCUGGAAGAGCACCACGAAAGUGGCAUGCGCCAGGGCGACUUGCGCCUCUGGGACUAUUUUCUCCCAACCCAGCACCUACGUUGUGUGUCGCUACAACCCUCCUGGUAACUAUGCGGGCCAAUACGCGCAAAACGUGGGUGUCCCGGUAUAA